Molecule: messenger RNA, 1909 nt
Organism: Astyanax mexicanus (Mexican tetra)
Lineage: Eukaryota; Metazoa; Chordata; Actinopteri; Characiformes; Acestrorhamphidae
Product: sialic acid-binding Ig-like lectin 15
Exons: 5
Coding region: 43-942 (299 amino acids)
Biological process (GO): regulation of actin cytoskeleton organization; regulation of osteoclast development; regulation of bone resorption
Cellular component (GO): plasma membrane
Source: RefSeq, a predicted model, not a curated record
ACUUACUUGUGAACAAUCACUUGUGGUUUUACAGGGGAGAAGAUGGCACUCUUCCAAAUGAUAGUCUUCUUUUCAUUCUUCUCUUCAGGUCUUAUAUCUGCUGAUGAGUGGUCGAUGACCGUACCUCAAGCUGUGAAGCAGACCUUUGGUGAAGACGCCGUCCUGCCUUGCAGUUUCACAACUCCAUAUACAAGCUACCAGAAUAUAACCGUAGUUUGGCGCCUCAAAGACGCUUAUAACGGACAGAUUAUUUUUAAGUGUUUAAGCACUGAAAACCCGUCUGAUAAUGGACAGAACUGCACAGAAUCUAUUGGACGUUACUCUUUAGCUGGCAACCCGAGAAGCAAGAACAUCAGUCUGAGGAUAAAGGAUGUCUCCUUCUCAGAAGAUGGACAGUAUUUCUGUUGUUUUGAGUUGAUCAAGAAAGAAGACACCUACCGAACUAAAACAGGAACCAGGCUAAGUGUCCAAUCAAUACCACAAACUCUGGAGAGCAUCUACAUACGGACCCUUCCAUCAGGGGAGCAGUUCAUUACAUGUGACGUUAAAGGAAGUCCCCCUCCAACUGUAACAUGGAUUGUUCCAGAGAUAACAAGCUCAUCCCUGGUGUCUGUUCAAAGGGACAGGGUCCGAGCAUCAUCUUCUAUUCCUGCUAAUCAGUCCAACAUCAACUACACCUGCCAGAUACACGGAGAGACUGGACUGCAGGAUCUGUCUAUUUACUACCAGAAACGUUCCGAGCAAGAGCAGCAAAUCCCUUUUACACUGUUUGUCAUCUUUGUCGUCCUUUCUGGAGUUUUCUUCAUCAGUUCGAUUAUUUUGGCAGUAAUUUACAAGAUAGGGUCGUCUAAGUCUCUGGCCCCUCCACAAGAAGUGAACUUCAGAAAGAGCAGUCCAGUUCAAACAAAUGAUGACAUUUAUGAAAACUUUAAAGACUGGUGACGAGACAUCCGUGUAACAACAAUAAACAACUGUGCCUUUUUUUAUAUUGCAUCAAGUGUCUGUUUAUGUCUUUGUAUGCUUUUUAGUAACUCCUAUAUAUUGUACCAUAUUUUUACACUGUAAAGUGCACCGGAUUAUAAGGUACACUAUCAGUAAACUUCUAUUUCCUGGUCUGUUUUUAUACAUAAGUUGCACCACAUUAUAAGUUGCAUUAUGCGAGAGGAACAGGGGUAAGGAACAGGGGUGUCGCCAUGUUUCCCUUCUAAUUCAGCAGGUCUGGCUGCUGGGUGAAAAGUAAAGCUAAGCUAGGUUUAGUAAACAAAACUGUAAUUCUUGACAAAAUUUUUUUUUUUCAAAAUCUAAUGAGCACCGGAUGUUAAUCUGCACAUAUUUUUCUCUUGAAAACUGUUUAUUUGGGUGAGUAAAGCACUUCCGUUUAUUUACAGUAAUCUUAGAUUUACAGAUUUCCAAUAGCGCCGCAGUUAGCGGCAAAUGCCACCCAGCAGCGCUACACUGAGGAACCCUGAGUUUUCCAGUAAGCCGGAUGAUAUUAGCUAGUGUAUCUUGUUCUAACACAGUAAACAUGCAGACUACAGGCCAAUAAUACUCAAACGAGCUAGCACUUAGUGUGUUUAGCAGCUAAUGCUAAUGCUGCUCUGGCAGUGCGAGCUGGGCUUAGCGCAGUUAGCAGCUAAUGCUAAUACUGUUUCAGCCUCGGUGCUCGAUUGUUUCUUCUGUUAAAUGAUUGUAAAUAAAAUUCAAAUACUGUUUAAAAAGCUGGAAUGUGGGUUCUCAUGCCAUGCCGUGUCAAAAUGUGCCCUGAUUUCACAAAAAAACGUUUUAGUGACAAAGUUAGUUUAAACAAUUAACUGUUACAUUAUAUAAAUUAUAAAUUGCUAAUUAAAUAAGACAUUUAAAGCCAUUACCUAUUGUUUCUUAGGGUACUGUAUUCUAUAUUGUUAUGUGC